GGUUCAUUAUCGGGACAUCCCGUCCCGUCCUAUUUACAUGGCAUGUUAUUUAUUUAUUUUUUGACCAUUAUUUUCAGGCUUUCCUUCGGUUUCACCGUUUCAGCUUAUGCCUUGCAGACUUAAGUGUCAGGCUCACGAGGACCAAACAGAACACGCGUUCAGUUUCAACUUUCAAGUUCAACUUCAGUCUUCACUUUUCCCUUUCCUUUUCAAUCUUCUGCUGCACGCCUGCGCCGACCGAGGAGAGCCAGUGAGCCACACCACACAGACCUCAUCACCUCAAGGCUCCGACCAGUUGAAGGCCUCCGCCCUCGGCCCUCCGCCUCACGCCUCGACAGAACAGCAACAGCAACUGCAAGAAGACCCAGAUCUCGGCCUCAACUUCACGCCUCGAUGCGACGCGACUAGAAGAAGGAAGAAACUUGCUUUGCCUAGCUUUGUCUCAGAUUUCCAUUUCCAUUCUCAGCUUCGCCUUGACCCAGAUUUGCUCCUGCCUUCGUCGUUCUCCUUGUCGUCCUCACUGCUCAGAUCUGGGUGGUUGUUGUUGUUGUUGGCUAAAUUUGCAUUGGAAAGAAAAAUGGACACCACACCUACUAUUCAAGAAAAUGUUGAAACUUACGAGCAAGUACAUUUUUGGGGAGGAUCCAUCUUGCACUGGGAGUAUCUAUUUUCUUAAAUAUAAAAAGUUUAGUGUAAUUUCUUCCUUGUGGAAAAAGCUUUUUAACUUAAAGUAUUGAUGAGGUUUAAUCGUUUAGAACUUUGAACUAUUGCUUCAGUGUUUAUAUUUUCAUGUUUGUGUUUUUUUUUUUUGGCCAAUUAUAUUUUCAUAUUUGUUGGCGCAUACAUAAUGCUUGAAUCAUGCAGGGAUAUUAUUUGUUUAAAUGGUAUGACAUUUUUCAGUAAAAUCAUUCAACUUCAUCUAUUUGUUGAAACAACUGCUCUUCAUCUGGACUACUUUGCCCCUCGAAGUUGUAACUUUGAUUGCCAGUUAUUACGGAGGGGAAUAUUGACAGCAGUUUUUUAUGGGGAAAAAUAAAAAUGAAAAGAAAAGAGGACAGGGCUUAAGAGAGAAGAGUGGAGCACAAUCUCACUAUGAUUCGAUGAAUUUGAAAGCAUCUUUCAAUGGCUGAAUGCCUUUAUGUCCCGUUUGGUAUGCUAGAAAUGAAAAUUAAAUUGUAAUUCACAUUCUUUUUUUUAUAUGCAUGAAAUAGAUUUUCAUGUUGAAAUGAAAUUCAUCAAAAUAGGUUGAAUUGGGUUUCAUAAUAAGGCCCAUGGAAA
This is a messenger RNA of Prosopis cineraria, 1278 nucleotides long. RefSeq lists its product as uncharacterized. The transcript has 2 exons. The record is from RefSeq and is a predicted model, not a curated record. The coding region runs from base 107 to 676 and encodes 189 amino acids. NCBI's taxonomy places the organism in Eukaryota, Viridiplantae, Streptophyta, Magnoliopsida, Fabales, Fabaceae.